This is a messenger RNA of Fonsecaea erecta, 1083 nucleotides long. RefSeq lists its product as hypothetical. The transcript has a single exon. The coding region runs from base 1 to 1083 and encodes 360 amino acids. Gene Ontology annotation, molecular function: arylformamidase activity. The record is from RefSeq and is a predicted model, not a curated record. Lineage: Eukaryota; Fungi; Ascomycota; Eurotiomycetes; Chaetothyriales; Herpotrichiellaceae.
AUGACGGACGCAUUCUCCCAAGCAAGCAGGCGAUUGAGUCAGAUCAAGGAUUCCAUCAUGGGCAAAACCGCCACCACCAUCCCCUUCGACCCGGACUCGACCUCGUUCCCGACCCGCAAGAAUCUCCCCAAGAUCGUCGGCGCCCCCGACGAGGCGGCCUGGGUCUGGGGUAAAGAUGACUACAUCGGCCGACUGAACCUGUUGACGCCCGCGCGCGUCAAGGCUGCCGCCGCCAGCGAGAUCCGCACGGGGGAAAUGGCACGACUGGACCUGCCGUUAGACGUGCCCCUGCAGCCGGCCUUUGGGCGGCAGAAGUUCGAGCACAAGAUCCUGCCUCUCGCCGAGGGCAUCGCGUACGACGACGUCUACCACAUGAACACGCAGUCCGGCACGCAGUGGGACGGGUUCCGGCACUUCGCGCACGUGGCGACCCAGACCUUCUACAACAACACGCACGGCAGCGACAUCCUGGGCCCCACGGCCAACGACAAGUGCAGCAUCCACCACUGGUCCGAACACGGCUUCUCGGGCCGCGGCAUCCUGCUCGACUACCGCUCGUACGCCGACAGCGUGGGCAUCAAGUACGACACGGCGACGUCGCACGCCAUCAGCUACGACGACCUCGUGGCCUGCGGUAAGCACCAGGGCAUCGACAUCCGCCCCCAGGCACAGGGCGGCGACAUCAAGAUCGGCGACAUCCUGCUGAUCCGCUCCGGCUGGGUCGAGGACUACUACAAGCGCGCGCCUGAGGACCGCGAGCGGCUCGCGCUGCGCCACGGGCCGGAAGCGUGCUGGGCCGGCAUCAAGCAGGAGGAGGCCAUGAAGGAUUGGCUGCACGACAGCUACUUCGCGGCCGUGGGCGGCGACGCUCCAUCGUUCGAGCGCUGGCCCACCCCAGAGAGCUACUACCUGCACGAGUUCAUCAUCGCCCUGUGGGGCAUGCCGCUCGGCGAGAUGGUCGACCUCGAGAAGCUGAGCCAGCUGUGCAAGAAGAACAAGCGCUGGACCUUCUUCUUCAGCAGCGCUCCCUUCAACUGCCGCGGCGGCGUGAGCAGCUACCUGAACGCCACGGCUAUCUUCUAG